AUGAGGAAGAUGCGGACUCUCUUUGGCUUUGUGCAUUGCUGCUGCUGCUGCUUCUUGCUCCUGCUGCCUCCUCCACUCUGGGUCAGCCUGGCCGCGGCCAAGCAGCUGCUGAGGUACCGGCUGGCCGAGGAAGGACCUGCCGACAUCCGCAUAGGCAACGUGGCUUCGGACCUGGGCAUCGUAACGGGCUCUGGAGAGGUGACAUUCAGCCUGGAGUCGGGCUCCGACUACCUGAAGAUCGAUAACAUGACCGGGGAGCUGAGCACCACUGAGCGGCGCAUAGACCGCGAGAAGCUGCCGCAGUGCCAGAUGAUCUUCGAUGAGAACGAGUGCUUCCUGGACUUCGAGGUCUCGGUAAUCGGCCCUUCGCAGAGCUGGGUGGACCUCUUCGAGGGCCGGGUCAUCAUCCUGGACAUCAACGACAACACCCCCACCUUCCCCUCGCCUGUCCUCACCCUUACCGUGGAGGAGAACCGGCCCGUAGGGACCCUCUAUCUGCUCCCCACUGCCACCGACAGAGACUUCGGUCGCAACGGCAUCGAGCGCUACGAGCUGCUGCAGGAGCCCGGCGGCGACGGGGGCAGACGCGGAGGAGGGGGGUCGGCUUCUCCAGCUGAGAGCCCCCUCUACACCAGUGGCAGUAAGAGGAGGCAGGAGCCGGACGGGGCGGCCCGCAGCAGCGUGUUCGAGCUGCAGGUGGCCGACACCCCUGACGGGGAGAAGCAACCGCAGCUGAUUGUCAAGGGGGCGCUGGACCGAGAGCAGAGGGACUCCUAUGAACUGAGCCUGAGGGUGCGGGACGGCGGCGACCCGGCCCGCUCCUCCCAGGCCAUCCUGAGGGUGCUGAUCACCGACGUGAACGACAACAGCCCCCGCUUUGAGAAGAGCGUCUACGAGGCGGACCUGGCGGAGAACAGCAGCCCCGGGACCCCCAUCCUGCAGCUGCGGGCCACCGACCUGGACGUGGGGGUGAACGGGCAGAUCGAGUAUGUCUUCGGGGCCGCCACCGAGUCGGUGCGGCGCCUGCUGCGGCUGGACGAGACCUCGGGCUGGCUCAGCGUCUUGCACCGCAUCGACCGGGAGGAGGUGAACCAGCUCCGCUUCACCGUCAUGGCCCGAGACCGGGGCCAGCCGCCCAAGACCGACAAGGCCACGGUGGUGCUGAACAUCCGCGACGAGAAUGACAACGUGCCCACCAUCGACAUCCGUAAGAUCGGCCGCAUCCCGCUGCGGGACGGGGUGGCCAGCGUGGCCGAGGACGUGCUGGUGGACACCCCCAUCGCCCUGGUGCAGGUGUCCGACCGCGACCAGGGCGAGAACGGGGUGGUGACCUGCACGGUGGUAGGGGACGUGCCCUUCCAGCUCAAGCCGGCCAGCGAGGGCGAGGGGGAGCCUCAGAACAAGCGCAAGUACUUCCUGCACACCUCGGCCCCGCUCGACUACGAGGCCAUCCGUGACUACAAUGUGGUGAUCGUGGCCGUGGACUCGGGCAGCCCCAGCCUGUCCAGCAACAACUCGCUGCUGGUGCGGGUGGCGGACACCAACGACAACCCGCCGGUGUUCGGCCAGGCCGUGUUGGAGGUCUCCUUCCCGGAGAACAACUCGCCUGGGGAGAGGGUGGCCACGGUGGGGGCCACGGACGCGGACAGCGGCAAGAACGCCGAGAUCUUCUACUCGCUGGAGCCCUCGCCCCUCUCCUCGGAGGCGCCCGGCGGCAUCUUCAGCAUCGACCCGGACUCCGGGGACGUGUUGGUGCAGGCGGUGCUGGACCGCGAGCAGCGCGACACCUACGAGUUCCAAGUGACGGCCCGGGAUAAGGGGGUGCCGGCCCUGCAGGGCUCCACCACUGUGGUGGUGCGGGUGACCGACCGCAACGACAACGAGCCGCGCUUCAUGCAGGACGUGUUCACCUUCUACGUGAAGGAGAACCUGCAGCCCAACAGCCCAGUGGGCAUGGUGACAGUGAUGGACGCCGACCGGGGCCGCAACGCCGAGCUCAGCCUCUCCAUCCAGCCCGGGGAGCAGGACCAGGCCGCCGGGAUCUUCUCCAUCGAGAACGACACCGGCACCAUCUACUCCACCGUCUCCUUCGACAGGGAGCAGCAGACCAGCUACACCUUCAAGGUCAAGGCGGUGGACGGAGGGGAGCCGCCCCGCUCGGCCACCGCCACCGUCUCCCUCUUCGUGAUGGACGAGAACGACAACCCGCCCGCCGUCACUUUCCCCAGCAACAGCUCCUACACCGUGCUGCCCCCGUCCAGCAACCUGCGCACUGUGGUGGCCACCGUGCUGGCCACCGACGCGGACACAGGCCUCAACGCCGACCUCAACUUCAGCAUCAUCGGGGGCAACCCCUUCAAGCUCUUCGAGAUCGACCCGGCCAGCGGCGUGGUGUCGCUGGUGGGCAAGCUGGCCCCCAAGCACUAUGGCCUGCACCGCCUGGUGGUGCAGGUGAACGACAGCGGCCAGCCGCCCCAGUCCACCACCGCCUUGCUCCACGUCUUCGUCAACGAGAGCCUUUCCAACGCCACCGCGGUGGAGAGCCAGGUGGCCCGCAGCCUGCACACGCCCCUGGCCCAGGACAUCGCCGGCGACCCCAGCUACGAGCUGAGCAAGCAGAGGCUCAGCAUCGUCAUCGGGGUGGUGGCCGGCAUCAUGACGGUGAUCCUGCUCAUCCUGGUGGUGGUCAUGGCCCGGUACUGCCGCUCCAAGGGAAAGCACGGCUACGAGGCGGGCAAGAAAGACCAUGAGGACUUCUUCACCCCGCAGCAGCACGACAAGGCCAAGAAGCCCAAGAAGGACAAGAAAGGCAAGAAGGGCAAGCAGCCCCUCUACAGCAGCAUCGUCACCGUGGAGGCCUCCAAGCCCAACGGGCAGCGCUACGACAGCGUCAACGAAAAGCUCUCCGACAGCCCCAGCAUGGGCCGGUACCGCUCGGUCAACGGCGGCCCGGGCAGCCCGGACCUGGCCAGGCAUUACAAAUCCAGCUCGCCGCUGCCCACUGUCCAGCUUCACCCGCAGUCCCCCACCGCUGGGAAAAAGCACCAGGCCGUUCAGGAACUGCCCCCGGCCAAUACUUUUGUGGGGGCAGGAGACAACAUCUCCAUUGGAUCGGACCACUGCUCCGAGUACAGCUGUCAGGCCAGCAGCAAGUACAGCAAGCAGCCAUUUCGUAGAGUGACGUUUUCUGUUGUGAGUCAGCCUCAGGACCCCCAUCAAGGGUCAUUGCAGAGUUGCUAUGACAGCGGUCUGGAGGAGUCAGAAACACCAAGCAGUAAGAGUUCAUCAGGGCCAAGACUGGGUGCCCUUCCACUCCCAGAGGACAACUACGAAAGGACUACGCCGGAUGGCAGUGUUGGUGAGGCAGAGCAUAUGGAAAAUGACUCGAGGCCUCUACCAGAUGUAGCCCUGACGGGGAAAUGUACUCGAGAGUGUGAUGAAUAUGGUCACUCGGACUCCUGCUGGAUGCCAGUUCGCACUUCGCCUGAAAGGAAGCAGAAGAGCCAGCCAAAACUCUCCACCUUCAUGCCCGUUGAUGAACGGGGCAGUCAGGAAAAACUGGCCAAUGGAGAAGCCUCCCUCAUGGGUGAUCGCAACAGAAACCUCCUGAACAAAAAGUUGACCUCAUCCUAUGAGACCUUCAACGUAGCUAGCUUCAGCAAAAAUGAGGAAGCCAAUCCAGAGGAUAUCCCCCUUACACAGACAGGGGAAUACAAGCCAUCUCCUGUCAAUACUCUAACUAGAAGAGAAGUUUACCUGUAGAUUAUAAAGAAGCCACAACAAGGUUCAUUCAUGUAUAAGAAGGAAAAGGGGAAAAAAAUCUUUAAAAUCAAAACAGUUUAGCACGAAAAAAAGGGGAAAUAAAAGAGGGGGCCACCAAAGAGACAAAAGCUUUGCCUGCCACUUCUGCCUCCGUAUCAGGCAUUUAAUUAUAUAGUCUGCCUGACUAUACUGUACAAUGUAGAAACCAUUGUUGUUACUUGCAUGUCUAAUCCUCCUCACUGAUUUUUAUUUUCUUAAAUUUAUGGUUGCAAAUUGCUUUCAUGGUAACCAGCCUGAUUAAAAGAACACAACACACUGUUGUUACCCCUCUGCUGAAGCAUGAUUUAAGCCACUCUGAUUUUGUUUGAUUGUCAUCUGGCUUGUUAAGGAUAACAGGUCAGGGAAAAUAUACUCCAAGCAUAUCAUCUGAAUAUUGCUGAUCCCCAACAGGGAUGAUCCUUUAGAAACCAUACAACUAUAGAGGUAAAUAUAAAGGGAUGACCAUUAAUAGGCACUUUGUGAAGAUCACAGCUUUAAUAUUCUCACCUGAGGCUUGAAGCAAGAGAAUUAUACUAAGCCUGAGACUGCAGUCCAAAAGGUGACAUAUUUCCCUAUGAAUCAUGAACUCUGGGUUCUGUUUUAUCCAUAGAAUGAACUCUCUAUUGGCUUACUUCCGCGUAACAAAAUUAAUGUCAUAUGUACCAUAGCAUACUAAUGAUAAACUGUUAACUCAUGUUAUUUUGGACAAAACGUAUAUCUAGUUGGGAUGAUCUUAGUAACUAAAAAGGCCAAAGAUCGCACUAUGGAUCAGGGGAAUUGCUAAGUAGUUGAUCUUGGCUUAGAAAUCUAGUGUACCCACAAACCAUAUGCAUGCACACAUAAAUACACAUUCAGUUACACUUUGCACAGCAGCAUAGUCCACAAGCCCAGAUGACCUACUGCUACUUCAAUGGAUUUUAGUAGAUUGCUCAAAGGAACUGCUAAGAUGUUUGCAGAUAAUGUUAUAACAACAUACAGCAUCUGCUGUAUGAUAUGAUACUGCCAGUUCCAGGGAAUAUUUUCCAAAAGGCUACCUUUAAUAAAAAUAAAUAAAUUAAUUAAUUAAAAAAUCGGAGGCUGUGUUGAUGUCACCCAGAACACUUUUGGGGGAAGGUGGGUUGGUGGGGGGGCGGAAAUGGUGUGAUGCAGUGACAAGAGUAUAUUGCAAGUCACAUAACAUUUCUUCUUUUCACAGUGCAAGGUAUGCUUGCUAAAUCUUUUGUCAUCAAUGUUGCAGAUUACCAAUUGUAUUUGUCAAAGGUAUGAUGCAGGUUUUCUUGAAACACAAGUGUAUUAAAACAGUCCUGUGCAAGGUGAAACAAUGUCGAGACUCAACACAGUUAAGAAGGGUAACAAAUGGUCAGAUUGACUUGAACAUUGCUGUGAUACUUUACACGGUAAAUUGAGAGAAGUCACAGGGAAUCCAAACUAAUCGUGAUAGCAAAGAGCUAUGGCCAGUGACGAUUCUCACAGUAUGCACUUAUUAAAGGGAAUAGGAAUCAAAACAGGUUUUUGUGCAAUAAAAGCAACAAAAUGUGCAGAACUUAAGCUAGUUGCUUCGUAGCUGAUGUAGUAAUAAUUGAAUACUGAAUUCAGACAUUCAGAUGAAAAUGACAAUCAGUCAACACAGUGCGGACAGUUUGAGAAGGGUGCAAACAUUCAAAUCCCUGGGGGUUUAACCUGGCAUUAGGGCAUGGCUAUAUGGCUGUCUAGUAGACUGUAGUCACAAUGUAGCUUUGGGUAGUUUCUUCCUUUUGAAGAAUUACACAGAAAAUAUAACAUUAAGCAGCCUGAAAUAUAGGUUGAUAAAUCAGUACAACUCAUCACGACAUUUACUUUUCAAAUUUCUCUUCUCUAUAUAGAGGGGUGCCCUUUUUGGCCAUUACAUUCCCCUCUUAAAUUUAGUUUUCAUUUUGAUGCUACUUUGUGUGUAGAAGUUAUAAUGAAUGGAGACAUGUUAUGAAGAAAAAAUAUUAAAACAAAGAUUAAUAAUUGAACUUUUUUACAUUUAAUUAUUUAAAUUAUGGAGAGAUGCAAAUUAGUACUUUAUGAUGAAACUGUAAAGAGCAGUUACUACAUUGUAUAAUCUGUAAGUACCUGUUAAGGAAAAAAAAAAGAUUCUAAAGAUGCUUAUGUAAUGUAUACACAAUUUUAUUGCACGCUUCAACAGAAUACAGAAUUGCAUAACAGAUGUUCAACAAAACUUUUUUUUCUUUAAUAGGAACUUUUUAUUUUAAUACUACAGUUGAAAACCAUUAGAUUACUUGUUUAAAUAUAUCUUUAAACCCUUUGUCUAAAAAGCUAAUAAAACAGGUCAUACAACACCUUAAGAUUAAAUGGAUCAGCAGUCACUCACCUGUUUUUGCACCACAUAAGGCAGUCAUGCCAUUGUAACUUACUUGUGAGCAACCCCUUAGAACUAAAAUGGGUGUGAAAAGAAUUAAAAAAAAAUCAAUGUACUUUAAAUAUUCACAGUACUUCUAGUGGAACUACCCAUCAUAACAUGUCAAUUACUAUUAUGACCUGGCAUGACACAGAAAUAAAUUUUGUGUUUGUAGUUUUUUUCAUUUGAAAUAGGUUAAUCUGGUGCCACUCCAUAUAUAGAGUCCUUUUGUAAAAAUACACAUAAAAUGAAGUACAAAAAAAUUUAGAGCGAAUGCAAAAUAUGCAACUGUGCCUUUUAUACCUGUUGUUAUAGUAGAAAGGUGAUUGGGUUGGGCACUGAGGGGUAAUGGGCUAUUCCCAACUUUUUUGAACCUGUAUAUUGAUCCCUGUUUAUUUUCUGAUAAAUUAUAAAUAAUAUAUUUAAAAAAAUGCCUUCUGCCAAACUCCGAUAUUGGACCAGUCUUAAGUAUCUUUGAUUAUGAAAACCAGAUUGUAGCUUAGGUAUGUGCUGCUUUUUUGCUUUCCUUCCAAUCUACUGCCUGGAAGACUACAGUAUAGAUUACAACAGAUAAAUAUCAUAGUUAUUUAGCAAGGUGUCAUAAGUUCAUUUAGCCAGGAAAAUUGAUGAUUUAGUGUCUCUUAAUUGCUUUUAGCUGCCAUUCCAUUUUGGUUGUACAGUAUAAAAAAUGUCCUUUUUUUCCUUCCAUGGGAAACUCCAAUGAACUUUGCAUGUAUUUUACAUUAGGACACAUUUAUAGAUGAUGCAUAACAAUAUAACUUUAUAUAUAUUAGAGAAGUCUGUAGCUUCAGUCUAAAAUCUAAUGCUCCCUCCGAACCUCCAGAUCUACUAUAUUAUUCAAUAUGGUUUCUGAUUGGCCUGCUGCUUGAGUUUCAGAAAAAAACCAAGGUAGACUUUAUUUUUAUGUGAGGAAGAACUAAAACGGGAUCAAAGACGCUUAGCUGAAAGGCUACCCUGAGAAGUUGUGAAGCAGGAAAUGUAGAGUAAGGCCAAAUGAAUCUGCCAUAAUCUGUUGCUAAAAGGCUUUUAAGGAACUUGAACAACAAAGCAGUUUCUUAUAUUAUCUCAGUUAUAAAUAUACAGUGUUUCCUUAAGAAAUGAAAGGGAGUAGAGGACAACAGUAGAAAUUAAUGUAGUCCAGCAAUUAAACUGAGCUGCAGCCUGAAGAGCAUAACACAUGGAAGAAGGCAUCAUUUUCCAGCUACCUGGGGAACACUUUCAGACAACUUUUUCCUAAAUUUUAAAGCACUUGCAUUCAGUGUGGUAUGAUCUGUUUGUAAUAUUAAUCAUUGACUAUUGUUCUGCAACUUGGAUGUUGAUAGUGAAGCAGAGAACAAUUUAUCAUUGUUUAUUAUGAGUCACUAUGCACGCACCUAUGCUAAACAUGGCAAAAUGUAUUAAACGCUAGUCCACCUCUAUUUAUGAAAUAUUUUACAUAAUUUAAUUUGCUUUUGUACAGUUUUAUGUAAAUAAAUUGCUUGUCAUUUUUGUCUCUGCAAAUUAAAAAUAUAACAUGUUCAAAUGGU
This is a messenger RNA of Gopherus evgoodei (Goodes thornscrub tortoise), 7731 nucleotides long. It is a transcript of the gene PCDH7, whose product is annotated as protocadherin 7. Gene Ontology annotation, cellular component: plasma membrane. Gene Ontology annotation, biological process: homophilic cell-cell adhesion. Gene Ontology annotation, molecular function: calcium ion binding. NCBI's taxonomy places the organism in Eukaryota, Metazoa, Chordata, Testudines, Testudinidae. The transcript is spliced from 3 exons. Bases 1 to 3762 code for a protein of 1253 amino acids. The record is from RefSeq and is a predicted model, not a curated record.